Aspergillus niger is the source of this 675-nucleotide messenger RNA. RefSeq lists its product as uncharacterized. NCBI's taxonomy places the organism in Eukaryota, Fungi, Ascomycota, Eurotiomycetes, Eurotiales, Aspergillaceae. Gene Ontology annotation, cellular component: nucleus. The record is from RefSeq and is a predicted model, not a curated record. Gene Ontology annotation, biological process: transcription by RNA polymerase II. The transcript is spliced from 3 exons. Gene Ontology annotation, molecular function: transcription coactivator activity. The coding region runs from base 1 to 675 and encodes 224 amino acids.
AUGGGAGGCAAGAAAGCCGCCGGCGAGAACUCCAAGAAGGCUGCGGGUAAUGCUCGUAAAGCCGAAGCAGCCGCCAACAAAAAGGCCGCCGAGGACGCCAAGCGCGCCGCCGAGGAGGACGCUAAGUGGUCCAAGGGCGCGAAGGGUGGUAGCAAGCGCGACGACGCUGAAGCCAAAAAAGCCGAAGCCGCGCGCAAGAAGGCCGAACGCGACGCCCUCCUCGCCGCCGAAGAAGCCUCCCAGCCCAGCAAACCCAAGAACAACAAAGCCGCAGCGAAGAAGAACGCGGGACCCAGCCGAGGCACAUUGGAUUUGUCGCAGCUCGACGAUACACCAGGGAGCAAGAAGGCUUCUGCGCUCAAUGCCUCCGGUAUCGACAAUGCGCUCGACGCACUGUCACUUACGGGUAAGGAUAGCGGCAAGAUCGAUCGGCAUCCCGAGAGACGGUUCAAGGCGGCGUAUGCGGCAUUUGAGGAGAGACGGUUACCUGAGAUUGAGGCUGAGAAUCCUGGACUGAGACGUAACCAGCGCAUUGAGAUCUGUAAGAAGGAGUUUGAGAAGAGUGAGGAGAAUCCGUUCAACCAGGCGCAUGUGGCGUUUGAUGCUAGUCGGGAGGAGAUUGCGGCUGUGAAGGAGGCGGAGAGGAAGAAGGUUGAGGCGAGGUUGGCGAAAUAG